Molecule: messenger RNA, 381 nt
Organism: Musa acuminata subsp. malaccensis (wild Malaysian banana)
Lineage: Eukaryota; Viridiplantae; Streptophyta; Magnoliopsida; Zingiberales; Musaceae
Source: RefSeq, a predicted model, not a curated record
AUGUCCGAGCAAGGUGUCCAUCAAUUCCAGACCGAGAUUGAGAUGCUUUCCAUGCUCCGACACCACCACCUUGUCUCUUUGAUCUGUUACCGCGAGGAGAACUGUGAGAUGAUCCUAGUCUACGAUUCCAUGGCCCAGGGGACCCUCCGCGAGCAUCUUUGCAAGACACAGAAGCCGCCUCUUCCAUGGAAACAGCGGCUUGAGAUCUGCAUCGGGGCUGCACUUGGUCUGCAUUACCUUCACACCGGUGCGAAGCAUACCAUCAUACCUCGAGAUGUGAAGGCAACAAACAUACUGUUAGAUGACAAAAGGGUUGCAAAAGUUUCAGAUUUCGGGCUCUCGAAGAUUGGCAUGUUGCCAUUUCGAUAUCUCCUCAGAUAG